Gasterosteus aculeatus aculeatus (three-spined stickleback) is the source of this 1647-nucleotide messenger RNA. The record is from RefSeq and is a predicted model, not a curated record. NCBI's taxonomy places the organism in Eukaryota, Metazoa, Chordata, Actinopteri, Perciformes, Gasterosteidae.
ACGCGUCUCAGCGGAUUUAACCCUGUUGUCGCUGCAUUCACCUCCAGCGGUUAGAAUGCAUUUUACAUUUAUUCUACCGCUGUAUUUUCAAUAUGAGAAAUCACAUGCGUGGCUUUGUAAAAAUACGAGCAAUCAUUUAUUUUCUAUACAGAUGUUGGUGCUAACGUUACAUUUGUGACGCCGUGGGGGCGCGCAUGUGUGUAGUUUGGAGUCUUGGUCACUUGAUGGUGAUGAUGAACACAUUUUACCAUUUGUACAAAAAAAGAGCAAGAAACUACACUCAUCUUCGUAUUGCAUACGCUUCCACGUAGGAAGUUAAAAACACGCCCAGAGCUGCAGCCAAGCGAGUGGCGGCGAUCGAGAGCCUUGAAUGAAAACCCUGGGAGAGCGAUGACGGACUCUGAGGUGUCCGUGCUGCUGCACUGUGCCGCCUGGAGCGGCCUGCUGGAGUCUCAAGUACAAGCGGAGCUCUCCGACAGAUUCAACAGGCAGACCGAUCCCACCGUGGAGCAUCAAAUAGAGGAGGUGUGGACGGAACGGGUGUCCAAGGAGCCGUGGCUUUUCAACGGCUCCAAAUUCAGGCUGCACUCUUUCCGCUUGGCCUCGUCAUCCUCCGCUUCUCCCAAACACCCAGCCGGCACUCACCGGCCCCACGCGGCCGUCUUGGGACGGGAAUUAGAUCACUGCAGACGAAGCGAGGAGGACGACGACCUGUGCAUCAACGACUCGCCAGGCGACGCCAUCCAGAGCGGCUCGGCCGAACGAAACGGACCCGUGAGCUCCCAAGAGUCGGAUGAUCAGAAGGCGGCGCCGCUCCUCACGCUGAGACUGGGCCUCACCUGCUACAAAGAUUACCUGGGAACGAACUGGUCGCGUCGAGCGGCCGAGCUGCGUCGGCGUGGGGAAGUGGAGUUCGGGGACCCGCGGGCGCUGCUGGCUCAGCCUCUGGGCGUGGGCGGCGUCCUGUGCACGGACGACGGCCAGGUGGUGUUGAUCAGGAGGAGCCAGAGGGUGGCGGAAGCGGGGGGGCUCCUGGACAUCCCCGGAGGGCACCCGGAGCCAAAGGCGGUGUGCGAGCGUCUGGGCCGGCGCGUGCGCGAGGAGCAGAUCGGCGUGCACAUGAUGCAGCCGAGGCCCGUCGUCUCGGAGCUGUUCUCCUCCGUGUGCGCAGAGAUCAGAGACGAGGUGAAUGUUCCUCUGAGCUGCCUGGGGGCGCCGGUCCUGAUGGGCGUCGCUCUGAAUCACACCAGCGCCGGCAGACCAAGUGCUGAGUUUUACGUCAGCUGCUCGUUGACGUCUGACGAAGUCAGAAGAUUGUACCGGAAAGGUGGAGCGGAGGCCAGCGAGUCUACAGACAUUAUCUUUCUUUGCAAAACGGAGGUGUUGCAGCUGGACAGACGCAGCCCGCUGUGGUCGGAGCUUUGUCCUUCAGCUAAAGGAGCUGUGCUGCUUUAUCAGACGGUGAAGCCAGAAGACAGAGAGACGGCCGCAUCAGUAAAUACACCCCGAUGAUCAAAUGUACACGACGACCUGAGGAAUGUAUUACACUUUACUGGUGUUCACAAAGUACUGUGUACUUUUCUCGCCAUUUGUAACAGCAGUAAAAGUAAAAACAUGAUUAUUUUGAAUAAAACCCCUUGAUUGUGA